Thlaspi arvense is the source of this 486-nucleotide messenger RNA. The record is from the annotation of a GenBank genome assembly. Lineage: Eukaryota; Viridiplantae; Streptophyta; Magnoliopsida; Brassicales; Brassicaceae.
AUGGGAAUCCCAAAGGAAUUGCCUGCGUUCUACACCAAAGUGUACACGAUCGUGGAUGAUCCUUCGUUGGAUUCAAUCAUCUCUUGGAGCGAAAGCAACAACACUUUCAUCGUUUGGGAUGUAACAAGGCUUUGCGCAGAGAUUCUCUCGAAAUCAGUAGGAUUGGGCAGGAAUUACAAACGGUUUGUCAUAGAGCUCGAGUGUCAUGGCUUUAAAAGGGUCAUUGGGAAUGGGCAUUUGGAUGAGUAUGGACAUGACGAUUUCGUUAGAGGUAAACCUCAUCUUCUGAAGAAGAUGAUGUCACAAGCUUGGACGGAGAGGAUGGAGAUAAUUGCUCCGGCUAGAUGCAAAGCAAGAGCAAGGAGGAAGAGAAUUGCUCCUAAUCUUGAGAUAACGAAAGCUAGACCCAAAGCAAAUAGAGCUUGUGCCAAGGCAAUCAAAGCUAGCGUCAAAGUAGAGGAUCUCUUGGAGAAUUUACGAAUCUGA